Xenopus tropicalis (tropical clawed frog) is the source of this 4267-nucleotide messenger RNA. RefSeq names its product NIPA-like domain containing 1 (gene nipal1). Gene Ontology annotation, molecular function: magnesium ion transmembrane transporter activity. The coding region runs from base 82 to 1347 and encodes 421 amino acids. Lineage: Eukaryota; Metazoa; Chordata; Amphibia; Anura; Pipidae. Gene Ontology annotation, cellular component: membrane. The transcript has 6 exons. Gene Ontology annotation, biological process: magnesium ion transport; magnesium ion transmembrane transport. The record is from RefSeq and is a predicted model, not a curated record.
AAAGGGGCGGGGCUGCACGGAGCUCCCAGACAAGCACAGGGCGCUGCCGGACUCACACUGAUACCUGUGCUGGGCACAAACAUGGAAGCGCAGCCUUUACUGGUGCCAGCAGGAACCCUCUGCCAUACAGGAGCUGUUUUACCCAUAAUGUGUCCUCCAAACAUUUCCCAAGCAUGGUGCCAGAUCUUGAACAUUUCCCAGGAUUCCCCAUCCUACAUUCCAUUUACAAGAGACACAAGAGACUCCUCCAAUGAAACAAAUUUAGAUGUUGCAAAGACUUUAGGAGCCAAGUAUAAUCUCUACAUAGGCCUUAUAUUGGCCGUAAGUUCCAGCCUUUUCAUCGGCUCCAGUUUCAUCAUGAAAAAGAAAGGGCUUUUACGGCUGGCAGAAAAAGGAAGCACCAGAGCUGGGCAAGGUGGAUUCUCAUAUCUCAAGGAAUGGCUCUGGUGGGCAGGAUUGCUCUCAAUGGGAGCAGGAGAAGCCGCCAAUUUCGCCGCCUAUGCAUUUGCUCCAGCGACGCUGGUAACACCACUUGGCGCAUUGAGUGUGCUAGUAUGCGCUGUGCUGUCAUCACAUUUCCUUAAUGAGAAACUAAACAUGCAUGGGAAGCUGGGUUGUCUGUUGUGCAUUUUGGGCUCCACAAUGAUGGUGAUCCACGCUCCACAAGAGGAGGAAGUCACCUCUCUGCAUGACAUGGAAAUGAAGUUGAGAAAUCCAGGGUUCAUCACAUUUGCCACUCUGGUCGUUGUGGUCGCUCUGUUGCUCAUUUUCUUCGUUGCCCCUAGCAAGGGCCCGUCCAACAUUCUCGUCUACAUCUCUAUCUGCUCAGUCAUUGGCGCUUUUUCCGUAUCAUCCGUGAAAGGCCUGGGGAUCGCUAUUCAUGACUUUAUAGAGAGUAAACCUGUUUACAAAGACCCACUCUUCUACAUCUUGUUGGUGGUCUUGGUCGUGUCUGUGGGGACGCAGAUUAAUUACCUGAACAAAGCCCUGGAUGUGUUCAAUACGUCCAUCGUGACGCCUAUCUAUUACGUGUUUUUCACCACCAUGGUUGUGACCUGCUCUGUCAUCUUGUUUAAGGAAUGGAACAGCAUGGAUGCCAGCGAUAUGAUCGGGACCCUGAGUGGGUUCCUAACAAUCAUCAUAGGGAUUUUCCUGCUGCACGCCUUCAAGAAUACCAAUAUCACGUGGAGCCAAAUAACCUCCAGCGUGCAGAAAGAAAAGCUCAGCCAGGCUAAUGAGGCCAAUGGGCAGGAGGAUCAGCACAGUUUGCUGGGGAACCUGGAACAUUCUUUGUUGGGGUACGAGGAAGAGAACACUGGUUUCAGCAGAGCAGUUCAGCAUCACUAACACAAGUACAUUGUUCCUACAUGGAACGAAGGAGACCUGUAUUUAAUCUCAUUACCAGAGUGUUGGUCCCAUUGCGUUACUAAAUAUAGUAUUGCAGCGGGGACACACUUCGAAAAUGUUUAUAAGCAAUGUAAAUAGGUAAUACAGAGACAGAUAUUUUAUUUAACAUGUCAUUUUUUUUAUUUAGAAAUAUUUUUUUAUUUAAGGGAAAUAUUUCACAAUGAAUCAGUAGUAAAGGCAAAGUACCCCUUAUUUAUAAGCAGGGUUUAUCAUCGUUUUGUUGGGUUCAGAAGCUUCAUGUCUGGGAAGAACAUUUCUACCUUGUAUAAUUAAUGCUAUAUACAUUAGGUGGGGGCUGCCAUAUCUUUUUUACCUUCUCCCUAGACAACAUAUAACAGCACCUCUAGUGGUUAUAACAUGAUGGUGCUGCUGCUAUUGCAUUCUAGGUAGAAUGCCUCUAGAUGGGUACAAAUAUGGCAGCUUUCAUUAUAAAGGAUAAUUUCAUACAUAUUGGUGUUAUGCCCUCAUACUUCACUUAUAUAUAUAUAAAUAUUUGUAAGCAUGGGGCAUUUUCUUUUUUUUCUGCCACAGUAAAUGUGGUUGUCUUGGGCCAAAGCAAGGUGGCAGUUUGUAUUAACAGACAUACAGGGGUCAUUUUUUUACUUGCAGGGCAGGGUGCUAAGUCCAUGUUUUUGCACUUUGCACCCUGACAAAUUUUACCCCUGGACUCAAGUGAUUUUAUAAUGAACACUAAGGGGCACAGGUUUGUGCCUUCAUUUGUAUCCGGGGUAAUUGUUAAUAAUCCCGUUAUGUGUUUGUAUUUAAGGCAUGCAUUAGCUCCUGCAGUGAUGCACCCCUUCCUUUUAUUAUAUACUGUUAGUGCAUGGGUGUUUGUAGGUCUGUAGUUGAUGUUAAUUCCUGGGGCAGAGAGAGGUGCACUUCACGUUCCUUAAACUUGCCUCUUUCCUUAAUCCUAAAGCACAAAUCACUUAUUACUUCUCCAUUUGGACAGUUUUGGAAAAACCCUGACAUGGAUUGCACUACUUCAUACGGAGCUAAGGGCAGGCAGGGCAUCCCAGGCACUGGGAACCAACUACCUCUAUAAAAUACACAUGGGAAUAAUGCACUUCUUUAAUUGUAUUUUCAGUUUUAUGUUGAGGAUUGCUCUGCAUAUAUUUAUAGUGUGUGUGUGUCUGUUUUGAAUCAGAAAUCUAUUUAUUGAUAAAGAGGAAAUCAUUGUAUCAAAGCUGUAUUUAUAUUUACCUGUUAUAGGUCUGUAAGUGUUCUAAUUGCAAUGGGAAGCAUCGGACACAACAUCCCUUUCUAAGCCUGGCAUUUGUGUACAAAAGCUAUGGCAUCCGUUAUGGGCGCAACACAAGGGCAAAGGCAAAGCGCAUGGUAUUUUGUGCAAGUUUACACGCCAUUCACAAAGGUACUUGUGUCAUUACACUCUCCUCACACUUGGGCCUUGUGUCAGCUUGUUGGCUUAUUGUCCUUUGAUGAAGGUGCAAAGAGCAGGGCAGACAGACGCAAGUCAGCCUGCAUAGAUGGUACAGGGCUCACUUUGCAUGUUGUACCUACUGUAUACUCCCAACGGACUUCAUUUCUAGCAAUUGUUGCCCCAAACUACAGUAAAACCCCUAUCCAGAAAACCCCAGCUUCUAAACUUUGAGGAUAAUAGAUCCUACAUGACAAACCAUAAGAUUCUCACAGGAUUUUUUUCCUGCAUGUGUAUAUAUAUAUAUAUAUAGAGAGAGAGAGAGAGAGAGAGAGAGAGAAAGAGAAAUCAUAUGAAAGCUGCACUCCCUUAAAAAAUGGGUGCCCAGAACCAAAAAAUAUAAUACAUACAAUGAAAGUGGUCUGCACUCCAAAUAUCUGUGCUUUAUUCCAUUAAUUUCACCAUUUCGGCUCCUGCUUGGGGCUUUUUCAAGGUUAACCUCGAAGCAGUAGCCAACACAUUGAAAUUUAUGGAAUAAAGCACUUUGAGAAACAUGGGUAUUUGGAGAGCAGACCACUUUCAUUGUAUAUAUAUAUAUCUGUAGGCAUGGCAGUGGCAUGUCCUUACUAGGUCCCUCUGCUCCCCUGUGUAUAUAUCAGUGAUACCCUACAACCAUAUGCCUUGAAAACUGCAGAAUUCCCCAAAAGAGGAAUACCUGCUUGAUGUUCUUCACUUGGCUUGUGCUUAUGGCAGAGAGAAGUCUUUCCCGUAUCAGCAUGAGGCCUUACAGUGAUUUCAUGCAUUUUGCCUCUGCUGAGGGAUAUUCACACUAAAAACACACAGCGGAAGUGCUCAAAAUUGCCUUUAAUCACACCACACACAGCCCACUAUGGGAACCUUGUGAUUCAUGGUUAUCUCCUUGAGCUUUAAUUGGGAUAAAAAAGGGGGCAAAAUCCCUAAAUUGCUAUGUGCUCCAUAAGCCUUAACUGAGCAGAUUAUCCAGACCAAAAUAUUGAAUGCAGUAGAUGAUUGCAUUACAAUCACUAUAUACUGUAAAUACGUUUAUGACAUUUAUUAUGUACUAUAUACUGUAUAUAUGUUUAUCCUAUGACUUUUAUGGGGCAGUAUAAGUGGAAAAAUAUGCACAAUGCAAACACGUUUGCUUUGCCCGUAUUCAGUUUACUGUAGCUUUUCCCAACCAGCCAAAGCAUUUAGUGACCCAUCCACAGUCAUUUGGAUUUUAUUACAUUCCCCCAGUGUAAAUGAUGUUCGCCCACGUUUUGUAGACUUUGCAUGUACAGAUGAGGAGAGGAUAUAUUUUUGUACUCUGUCCUGUUGCUCUCUAUAAAUACAUUUUAUACUGUGAAAAGGCCGCAGGCUCUGUAAGAAAUAAUGGGUGAAGUUAUAACCAUAAGAUCCAUUCAGGUUGCCACACUGUGAAAGUAUUGCAAACAAAUGGCAAUAAAUUGUAUUUGUAUCAAU